This is a messenger RNA of Camponotus floridanus (Florida carpenter ant), 887 nucleotides long. RefSeq names its product 26S proteasome non-ATPase regulatory subunit 9. Bases 69 to 719 code for a protein of 216 amino acids. Lineage: Eukaryota; Metazoa; Arthropoda; Insecta; Hymenoptera; Formicidae. The transcript is spliced from 4 exons. Gene Ontology annotation, molecular function: protein binding. The record is from RefSeq and is a predicted model, not a curated record. Gene Ontology annotation, cellular component: cytoplasm; nucleus. Gene Ontology annotation, biological process: proteasome regulatory particle assembly.
UUAGGCUAUUGAACAGGGCCCGGAGAAUAUAAUUACGUACUUGUAUAUUUCUCGACCUUUCUUGAUUCAUGUUACCAAUCAAAACAAAAAUGGUGGUCGACAUGGAGCUGCAAGAAGCUAAAGAUGCUGUUCUUCAAUUAAUAAAGGAUAAAGAAAAAAUUGAAUCUACUCUACAAGCGCUGAAGGAACUCUUAGAUUCCAAUCAAAUUGACAUGGAUGAAUCACUGGUGGACUCUGAAGGAUAUCCCAGACAAGAUAUUGAUGUUUAUCAAGUGAGGCAUGCAAGGCACAAAAUAAUAUGUCUCAGAAAUGAUCAUAAAGCAUUAAUGAAAAAGAUAGAGGAAGGAUUGCAUAAAGUUCAUGCCUUAGCAGAGGGAAGUAAAGCACAAGACUCUGUAACUCCCAAUGUAUCUGAUAGUCUGGAGACAGAAACGCUGGAACCUUUCCUUAGAGUGAAUUUAGUUUCACCUGGUUCACCAGCAGAAAUCGCAGGAAUUCAAGUUGAAGAUCUGAUACUGGAAUUUGGAUCCAUUCAUUACCGAAACUUUAAAUCUUUAACAGAUAUUGGAAAAUUAGUGGAAAAUAGCAGAUACAAGGUAAUUAAUCUAAAAAUCAAACGUGGAUCCAAUGUCAUAGUUCUAUCAUUAACUCCACGCCCCUGGGUCGGCAAAGGUCUCUUAGGUUGCAAUGUGAUACCUUUAGAAAUAGUUGAGAGAUAAAGUUAAUUAGUAAGAGCGAUACAUAAAGUUAUUAAGUUAAUCAGUAAGUGAUCAUACAAACUAUUUUUAUGUGUAUCUUAUUAAUGUAUCUUUGUAAAUUAUUCCUAAUAUGUAUUCUUACUAUAUAUCUUGUAUUAUAUUUUGGGAUUAAAUAGAUUCUGAGUAAAA